This is a messenger RNA of Sphaeramia orbicularis (orbiculate cardinalfish), 7504 nucleotides long. RefSeq names its product zinc finger protein 576, tandem duplicate 1 (gene znf576.1). The coding region runs from base 661 to 7317 and encodes 2218 amino acids. NCBI's taxonomy places the organism in Eukaryota, Metazoa, Chordata, Actinopteri, Kurtiformes, Apogonidae. The record is from RefSeq and is a predicted model, not a curated record. The transcript is spliced from 9 exons.
GCCGGGAUGUUUGGGCGGACGACACAGCCUGGGUAACCUGGAUAUAUCUACAUCCUCCUAUCUUCAUACUCAGAUUUGGGGUACUCUGCAAACCGGUGGACGCUGCAAAUUAACAAAUAUCUUAAAUAUCUGGUACCGUAUCAGGUCGGAAGUGAAACAUUUGUAGCCUAAUUCAACCGCAAACCGGUGAAUAAAGGCUAACUAGCUAAGCAUUAUUUGUGUUUCUGAGGACAGCUUAAUACUGAACGGAUGUUUAAGAAAAAAAUAGCAUAAGCAUGUAAAAGAUAUAUGGUACAUUUCGGUCUCACUGAAGCGUUGAAAUUGGGUUAUAUUACAGCCUCCAGCGGCUGCUCUAUCCAUCAGUGCUCUUUUGUGAUCCAAAUGCUGUAAAUCCAUUCUUUCUUCGUCUUGCAGCUGCCGCACUAUGAGUAACAGAGAUGUUCAGUAUUUUUAAACCAAUCUCUGUUUAAAAAAUAAAACAAAAAGGAGUUGUAUUUUACUUGUUAGUGAUACAAAAAUGUGUACAGUUUAUAUAACUAGAAAGGUAAAACUAAGAAUGUAAAGGAUGGGAAGAUGGCAUUAUGUAUCUACACAUCUUUGCGUCUUUAAAGGUCCCUGGUCUCUUUUGUGAACACUUGAGAAACCAAAAAGCAGGCAGCCAUGCAGAGUCAAAUCCAAAUGAACAGUAGACCAAACCCUGUGGACACAGUAACCACAGAGCAACUGCUGGACAGUGAGACCAGUACCCUGUCUGAGCCAAAUGCACAAAAGGAGGAGAAUAAAUCAUCUGCUCCUGCUGAAAGUGAAACUGUAACACCACCACAUGAGAAUGAAACAAGGAUGCACACAGCAGGAACACAGGACAUGGAGAAUGAGCAUGUUGUUCAGUCAGUGACUGAGCCCACAGAGAUGGAGAAGGAUGCUGUAACUAAACCAAAUGCUCCAUCUGAACUGCUGUCUGAUGGAAAUAGGAGUAAGAGGUGUGAGCCAAAAACCAAGAAACAAGACAAAGGUGUGCGUGACGGGAAAAAAUAUAUUCCCUCAAAAAAGGCCAUGAUUGAUCCGCUGAAGAUUGACAUGUCCAAAGCACUGGUGAUGCCUCUCACAACAUCUCAGCUUUCCCUGCAGUGCAUUGAGUGCCACAUAAUCUUCAGUGAUCCCAAGAGCAAAGAGCGUCACUUGAAGUUGAGCCAUCCAGCAGAGUAUGAGCAGAGCAUACUGAGGAAUGCCCUUUUUGCCUGUUAUGUUUGUGACCGCCAUUUCACAAACUCCACUGAACUCAUGGCUCACCAAAAGGCCCACACAGAGAAGAAACCCUUCAAAUGUCCCAUCUGUAGCCAGGCCUUCAGCAAGUCGUCAGAGCUCACCUUUCAUAAGAAAAUUCAUUUUGGACGCGACGGUUACACCUGCACGGACUGUGGCAAACCUUGCAAAACUCUGACAUUGCUCAAAUACCACCAGCGUACACACACUGGAGAGAGACCUUAUGUUUGUAAGGAGUGUGGAAAGAGGUUCAGUAUGUCCAAAGCUCUCCAGAGACAUGUGGCAUCACACUCAUCAGAGGGAGAUGAUCAGGACGGAGGAGACACAGCCACGGCUGAAGCACAAACGAAGACAAAUAAUGGUGGUUCUACAGUUGCGUAUCCCUGUCCUGUCUGCAAAGCCACCUUCAAAUCUACCAAGACACGGCUACAUCACAUGAAAACCAAGCACAGUGUGUCAACACCUGCACCCAAUAACGCCCUCCCAGGUAGACAGGAAGUGAAACAAAGUACACCUAUUAUUACUCCAAUAUCUAUUUGUCAGCCAGCUCUACUACAGGUGGAGCCCAAUGGACCUCUCCAGAAAGUUGACGCCAACAUUGACACUGAACAGAUCCGCAAAUUAAUUGAAUCCUUGGGAAAUGUGCAAAAAGUGAACCAGGUUGUUAUUUUGGGACAGGUGCCACCUAAUGCCCCACCACUAGAAGUACAGCAGAUUUCAGAGCUGACAGACCCCCUGACCUUGAAUCUGAAUCCACCACAGAUAGAUUUUAUGGGACUAAAACAGACAGAGUCUAAAGGAAAUGAACUGGAACUUUCUAACAAUCCAAUGGAGCAAACGAUUAUACUGGAACCUAUCACGCCCGAUGGACAGUUAGAAAACCCAUCAUUUUCGGAGCUGGGGUCACGCAUAGCAGCAGGGGAGAGUAUAGAGCUGACUCUGGUUGAGAGUGAGCAAACAGAGAGGCCUGUGGCAGAGGUGAUGAAUCAAAUCCUUCAACAGCCUGAGGUGGGUGCAGUUCAGUCUGAUGCAAUGGAUCAGGUGGUUUGUCACAAUGAGGUUGUGGAGGUCAAAGAAAACAUGGAGCAGACUGUCAUAUUAGAACUGACGUCUACUCUGAUACCAACUGUAGAGCUGGAGCAAUCCCAAAAUGUAUCACAAACUGAAAUGUCCUCUUCCUCAUUGGUACCAACCACAGAACUGGAGAAAACUCCUGAUCAGGCUGUAAUAAGUGAGCAGGAAACCAGUCUGUCUGUUCAAUCACUGAUGUCUACAGUAGAACUGGAACUGACUCCUUUACAAACAGAGCAACGGGACCCUCCUGCUUGUCCUUUUGUCCCACCAGACACAUUAACACAAACUCCAAAUGAAUCUGAAACAAAUGCAAAAGAUGAGUCUGAUUCACAAAUGCAGCAUGAAUGUGUAGAUCAGGUUCAAUCUAUAAGAGAUGGAGCAGAAGAAAGACAAGGGAGAACCCAGCAAGCACCACCUGAAAUAAUACUUAUAGACCAUGGAGAGAUUCAGGAGCAGGUGGAAAUCCUGCCUAAAGUUGACAGCCCUUCAGCUAAAGAAGAUGUAACAUCACAAAUAGAGGUCAAGGAAAUGCAGCUGACCUCAGAGGUUCCCAUAAAUAUAAUGUCAGCUCAAGAACUGGUUAAGGUACGGAAAAGAAAGCCAGCCAAGGCCUUUAUCUUCCAAGGAUAUAUGCAGGAAUUGGUAGGGUCUGUACAAAAUGAUGUCAGACCCACAAAACGGCAAAGAACAAAAAAGUCUCAUCUCGUAGUUAAAUUUGGUCCACAAAGCAAGGAGAAGAAAAACAAAAAACAGAAAAAGCACCAGUCAACGCAGGAGGCAGUUUUAAGAGUUAAAACACCAACUGUGAAUAUGUCCGAGAAAAAAGUGACUUCGCCGAACAAGGGAAGAAAAGGAAAAAGGGAGAAAGUUGAGCAUGCGGCAUCUACAGCUGAAACAAAAUCACCACCAACCAAGGAUAGGCAGCACCAACAAGUCAAAGAGGAUACAAGAAAAAAUAAAAUGAAACAAAAAGAUGGAGCCAGGGAGGGAGCAGCACAUAUCAGUAAAGCUACCACACCUGUAUUUAAAAAGAAACAGCAGAAAAUCAUGCAGAAAGGUAAUGCUAAGUCUGUAAAGGAUGGGAAGAUGACAAGCAAAGGGAAGAAGAAAGGUCUGAAAAGACAGCAGAAAACCAAUGCUAAAACAGAUUCCUCUGAUAUACCUGGCCCUCACAUAAUACCAGAUUCUUUACUUUUGCUCAAAGGUCACAAGCAACCACAGCUGAAAGUUCACAAAUUAGACCCUUCAAAAGCAACAGGCCAGACACAAGAGUUUUCAACAAAUGAGUCCCAAACAUCUCAGAGUAAAGACAGUCCAGUCAGACACAGGUCAAAAGAAUCUGCAGGUAAUCUGGCAAAUGAUGACAAGAAAAAGGGAGGGAGGCCCAAAAAGAACCAAAAAGCACUUUCCUUAUUGUCCUCUUUGCAGGUUUUCCGACAGCCAGCUGAAACAGUGUCCACCAAGCCAAAAUCCACCAGGAAGCGUAAAGCCUCCCCCAAGGUGGAAACGGAGGGAGUAAUAACCUCCAAGCGGGCUUUAGAGUGUAAAGACUGUGGGGAGAGGUUUAGUGAAGUCUCGUCCCUUCAGAAGCACAAAACAACAGUGCAUAUUGUGGAGAGUCCUGGUCUCACUUACACAAACGGGAAUGUCUUUGAAGGUGUGUCUACGUUGGAUCUUUACCAGCUGCCAAAGGAGAGCGAUAAGGUCGUCGGAGUGAUGAAUGCAGGUACGGGCUGGGAUACUGAACCCGAAAUGGGUGAGACAGACAGAGAGCGUAGUGUCUCUUUCCCAGCUUUAAAUUUAUCCCCUUCGUCACCAGUUCACCCUUCAGACCUCUUCCUAAGUGGAUAUGAAGACAAAGGUGGAAAUCAAACUGGGACAGAUGGUCUAUCACAUGGACUUCCAAAAGUUCUCUCACCAUCUGAACCUCCUUUGACUAUUUCCACAAAGACACAAAAUCCUGAGGUCCCUGAGUCUUUGGUGACAGACAAGGACAAGAAUCCCAGCACUGAUUCUGAAGUCCAAGCAACUGCAGAUGAGGACAUUAAAGAGGAUUUACUCCUUGAGAUAGAUUUAGUCACUGUGGGGGGACAGAAUGAAAGAGAUGAUCAAAGUUCAUGUCAAGAUAGUAUUUCUCAAAAUGAAUCAAACCUACUGGAUGGAAACACAGACUUAUCUCCUGGUGAAGCUGAAAAAGAAUUAACUGAAAAAAAUCUAACUUUGCAGACUGUGUCCUGCUCCACAAAUCAAGUGGAGGUGAAAGAAGAAGAGGAGGAAAUGUUGGUCCAAAAGCAAAAGGAUGAAGGGAAAGGAGUUGUAACAAAGUCUCCAGGAAGGGGUAGGAGGCGGGGAGCAGGACGUCUUAAGAAAGGAUGGAUUUCAAAGAGAGUUUUAGUUGAAGAUACUCCAAGGGGAACAGACCCAGAGAGAGAACAGGAUAACUGUGAGGUAGUUUAUGAAAAACCCUCUGUACCUUCUAAUUCGGAAAUGAAUCGUGAUGAGACCCACACAGCAUUCAGUCAGUCAACAUCUCAGACUUCACAGUCCCAUAAGGAUGCUGCUCCUGUUUCAUCUUUGCCUUCAGUGCCCUCUUUAACACAGAAAACUCCUGCAGAACAAGUUGACGUGGAGUCAGGUAGCACCGGUGCUGCAGAGGUGAGUGAAAGAGGACUGCAGGAGCAUGAAAGGGAGGUGGAUCAGUCUCCUGGAAUCAUACUGGAGAAGUUUGUCACCUCUGGACAGAGAGCGACUGCUGACAAUCACAGACAGGGUUUGAACAACAGUGCUGGGAAUGACGUCUUUUACGAGGAGAUCAAGGUUGAAGAGAAUAUCUCAGAUGUCCCCACCUGUCCAAACAGACAGAGUUUAAGUGUACAGCCACAUCACCGUGAUGUGAGGACUAUUCUGGUUAAAGAGGAGAGCAGCCUCGUGUUGAAUGACACUCAGACCAUAUCAGGAAGCAGACACAUCCGAUGGAACGUGGAAGUGAACACUGAAAGCUCCUCCAGUCCCUUAAUGGAAAGCAGAGGGGAAACAACAGACUGUAGUGUCGCCCCUGACUUCAACACAAACCAGUGUAUCUUCUACCCUGUUAAAGAAGAGGAGAGGGAGGUUCUACUAGGAGCAGCUCAAGCGAACACUGGAUGUGGAUCAUCGGGGGACUCAAGUUCCACCCAUCACACAGAACAUCAGACACCAGAUAGUAAUUUACAUAAAGGGAGCUACACUGCACAGGAAUACCAAGAAACCAGAGUAAGAGGAAUGUCGUCAGAACCAGGAGUCGGUGACUUUUCAGAUGGACAAGCUGAAUUAGAUAAUGAGUGGCAGCAAACGUCAGACGUCCGGGAUUUCCUCCUCCAGAGCUCAGAUGAAGAGGAUGUUUGUGCUCCUGAACUUUGUGAUCCUCAGCUUGACUCAGAAGCAGAAAUAAUGGCGUAUUUCUACAAAAACCAAAACAGCUGCCAGCAACAGCCUCACGAGACAACACAAAGUGUGGCACCAUCAACAAAUCAGCUUCAGCCACCAGUGGAGAACAGCAGCAGAGAACCCAUUGAGUACUUCUCCAAGUAUUUUAGCUGGGAUUGCUGGGUAGAUAUUUCUCACUGCACAAACAAAUUGUCCACCAUGUCCAGCCCUGUCUCAGCCAAAGAGGUGGCACAGUUUGUUGGCAUCCACAUCGCAAUGGGAACUUUAAAGUUUCCCAGUCCCAGGCUUUACUGGGAGGACUUGACAAAGGUACCACUGAUUGCCAACGCCAUGCCACUGUCCCGGUUCCUGGAGCUGUCUCGCAUGUUGAAGCUUGCUUCUCCUGUAAUGGAACCAGUCAACAGUAACAAUACGGAAGAAAGCAACUGUGAUUUUCACAAUAAACUGCAAGCUACGUCUCUUUGUAGCACAGCAGGUAUUUGCAAUGAACGAAGGCUUCCUGAAGUUUCGCAGAGGAGUAAUGAGAACUUGAAAACAUUACAGACUGAUCCCCUCUGGAAGGUUCAGCCACUACUGUGUCGUUUCCUCGCAGGGUGCCAUUCACUGAAGCAAGAGAGCGAUUAUGCAGUCGACCAGUAUCCACUUCCCUUAACUGGGAAGAUGCACAGUAGCAAGCCAUCACUUCAUUGCACAACGUUAAUUGGAUUUGGUGGUUUGCUCUCACAUGUGGAUCUUAAAUUGGAUCUUUCAGAUAAAGAAGAUACAGUAGAAAAAAUGGCCCCUAAAGGUAGCAUGGUGUUUCUCUGCAAGCAGGAACUCUCCACACCAGUGAUGCUAGAGCGCCUCUUAGUGGCCGGGGUUCACGGUGCAGGCCGGGUGGGCGGAGCCAGAGGACAGAUAGGGGAUGAGUUUGUGAGCUCAGAUGGGAAGUUGAUGUUGCGCAGAUCACACUGUGGCUUCAUACUCUCAACUGCAGGAAACUACCAAAGGAACAUGGUUUCUCUCAGUGACAGUUUUGAAAAGGCCCAAAUGUCGGCUCGCCUCAACAGAGAUUUACAAAAUUUAUAUUCUAUCCCUUUCACGGCUUCAACCCCGACUAGCUGGCCUCAAGCAGUGCUCUGGUACCUGACAGAUCUGGCUUUAGUCAACUCCUGGCUCCAGUACAAACAGGAUCACAGAGCAGCAGCUACAACUUUAACUCUUCUGGCCUUCAGACUGGAAGUGUCCAAGGCUCUGAUCCUGUCCAGUGGAUCAGACACCCAGGACUCAGUUCCCCCACAGCCCCCCACAGAGAACGCUCAUACAACAAAUGUAACCCCAAACCCGAGUCUGUUAGAGGAAAGUCCUCUACCGGAUGCAUCCACUAGGUACGACGGGUCAGGUCACUGGCCAGAGCAGCUCGGGGAGGGAGAGGGUGGCAGGUGUCGCUUUGGAGAUUGUCAGAGAACAUCCCGAGUGCUAUGCCUUAAGUGCUGUGUCUUUCUUUGUAUUUCACGAAACCACAACUGCUUUUUGAAUUUCCAUAGUCAAGGAAGUUUGGGGAAAGAGUCAUGAUUACUUCUUAAAUGUUUUUAACUAUUUAUUUCCUGAUUUAGAAUGUCAUGCAUUUUAGUGAUGAAUCUACAUGUGAACCCAGCUAAACAAAAAAUAGUGUAAUCUCACUACACCUACACAUCCAUGAUGCCUUUGACUGGCAGUGUUAUUUUGAAGGAUUAUUGUGCAGCAAUUAAAAAAAAAAACA